AUGCCGAAAAUACACAACUUUGGUGCCGGUCCGGCGAAAAUGCCAGAAGAGGUUUACGAUAUAAUAAGAGACGAGUUAACGAACUUCAAAGGAUCUGGAAUAAGUUUGAUGGAAACGAGUCACAGGACACCGGCGUAUAUGAAGUUUAAUACUGCAGUUCAAGAAACUGUUAGGCGACUUCUGAAUGUACCAUCCAACUACAAAAUCCUUUUUUUAGCUGGUGGAGGCCAAGGUCAAUUUGCAGCGGUUCCUCUGAACUUGAUGUCCAGGACCGGAACAGCUGAUUAUGUUGUCACAGGGUCUUGGUCGGCCAUGGCGGCUAAGGAAGCGAAGAAAUUCGGCAAAGUAAACUUGGUGCUGCCAGCUACUGACAAAUACACGGGAAUUCCUGAUCAGUCUACAUGGAACCUCGAUCCUAAUGCUUCAUAUGUUCAUAUUUGUGGCAAUGAAACUAUUCACGGUGUGGAAUUUGACUUCAUUCCUGACACAAAGGGAGUCCCCUUGGUUGCGGAUAUGUCUUCGAACUUCAUGUCGAAGAAACUCGAUGUCUCUAAGUUUGGUGUUAUCUACGGUGGUGCACAAAAGAACAUAGGUACAUCAGGUGUUGCUUUAGUGAUAGUGAGAGAAGACCUUCUGAAUCAGGCUCUACCAAUUUGUCCAGCUAUUUUGGACUGGACCGCAAAUGCUAAAGCUGAUUCCAUACUGAAUACUCCACCUAUGUUCGCUAUAUACGUCAUGGGACAAUGUCUAGAAUGGAUCGAAAGAAAAGGAGGUCUCGAUAAAAUGGCGGAACUGUCGCAAAAGAAAUCAUCUCUCGUGUAUGGAAUGAUAGAAAAAUCUAACGGAUUCUACUACGCGCCAGUUGCGAAAGACGCUAGAAGCAAGAUGAACGUGCCCUUCAGAGUUGGCUCGGCCAACGGUGAUGAAGCUCUGGAGAAAGAGUUCUUGAAAGGCGCUGAAUCAUUAGGCCUAAUACAGUUAAAAGGACACAGGAGUGUUGGUGGUAUUCGUGCAUCCAUUUACAACGCAGUGACCAUAGAAGAAGUGGAAUUUCUAGUAAAGUACAUGAAAGAAUUCUACGAAAAGCACGCUAAGUAA
Molecule: messenger RNA, 1098 nt
Organism: Leptosia nina
Lineage: Eukaryota; Metazoa; Arthropoda; Insecta; Lepidoptera; Pieridae
Source: the annotation of a GenBank genome assembly